AAAAAAAUAAAGAAGAAGAAGAAGAAGAAGAAGAAGAAGAAGAAGAAGAAGACGACGACGAUGGCGAUGGCGAUGGCGAUGGCGACGUCUGUUUUCCACAGAGUGAGAACAGGGUCUAAAAUAGGUGCCCAGUAUGACCAAGAAGGCAACCCCAUUCAGGUGGAAACCCGAGAGGAUGAAGAUCAGAGCGUCAAGCUGGCGGAGAUCCUGGAGCUCCUGCUGGCCGCUGGAUACUUCAGAGCACGGAUCAAGGGAUUGUCACCUUUUGAUAAGGUGGUCGGUGGUAUGACCUGGUGCAUCACCACAUGUAACUUUGACGUCAAUGUGGAUCUUCUUUUCCAAGAAAACUCAACCAUUGGCCAGAAAAUAGCUCUGACAGAGAAAAUAGUGUCUGUGCUUCCGAAGAUGAAGUGUCCUCAUCGUCUGGAGCCCCAUCAAAUCCAAGGGCUGGAUUUUAUCCACAUUUUUCCAGUGAUACAGUGGCUGGUGAAGCGAGCCAUAGAGACCAGGGAAGAGAUGGGCGACUAUGUGAGAGCCUACUCUAUUUCUGAGUUCCAGAAAAUCCACAGCCUCCCAGAGGAUGAAGAGUUUCUCCAGAGGAAAGACGAGGCUCUGAAGACAGUUCUGGAUGUAUUGGAAGUGUACAAACCCCAGAGGAAGUACAGGAGGCAGAGGGAUGCAGGGGAGCUGCUUGAUGAGGAGUCCAGGGUUCACUCCACUCUGCUGGAAUAUGGCAGGCGAUAUGGAUUUAGCAGACAGUCCAAACAAGACAAGCUUCUUUGUCCUGUCAUGGAUGAGAGGAAGGCUUCGCUGGUCAGUGGCUCUCAGGCGGCACCCCCUGGGAUGGCGGAGGUAUCAGAAGAAGAUAACCUGCAGGCAGCGGAGGAGAUGCGAAUCAAAACCCUGAUGACCAGCAUGGCUGCCAUGGCAAAUGAAGAGGGGAAGCUGACAGCAAGUGCAGUGGGGCAGAUAGUGGGACUGCAGUCUGAGGAGAUCAAACAGAUUGCUUCUGAGUAUGCUGAAAAGCAGUCGGAGUUGUCGUCAGAGGAGCGUUCAGAGCGCUACGGCCCACUACAGCAACACCGCAGGGUAGUGGCCUCACUCAACAAACAGAUCCAGCAAAAGACUAAACAACUGCAGGAGCUACAAGCCAAGCAUGCAGAGGUGAAAACAGGUUGUGACGAGGCCAAGAGAAAACUGAUGGAGGCUACAGAGCACUCAGAGAAACUGGAGAAAGGGCUGAAGUCUUUAGAAGAGAUGGAGGCGCAGGCUGAAAGCAGCUUGCUGGAGAAGCUGAGGGCUCUGGUGACAAUGAAUGAGAACCUGAAGCAGCAGGAACAGGAGUUCCGCACACACUGCAGAGAAGAGAUGGCUCGUCUGCAGCAGAACAUUGAGGAGUUGAAGACAGCAUCAGGACAGGAUACAGAGGAAGAGAUGGAGAGGAACCAGCUGAUAGACAAACAGUACAACACAGACAGAGAGAAACUACAGAAGAUCCGUCUGCUCAUGGCUCGGAGGAACCGUGAGAUUGCCAUCCUGCAGAGGAAAAUUGAUGAGGUGCCGAGCCGGGCCGAGCUGACCCAGUAUCAGAAGAGAUUCAUUGAACUCUACAGCCAAGUUGCUGCAACACACAAAGAGACCAAGCAGUUCUUCACUCUGUAUAACACAUUAGACGACAAGAAGGUUUAUCUGGAGAAGGAGGUGAAUCUGCUGAAUUCCAUUCACGACAACUUCCAACAGGCCAUGUCGUCUUCAACAGCCAAGGAGCAGUUCCUCAGACAGAUGGAGCAAAUAGUGGAGGGAAUCAAACAGAGUCGCAUCAAGAUGGAGAAGAAGAAACAGGAGAACAAAAUGAGGAGAGAUCAGCUGAACGAUGAGUACCUGGAGCUGCUCGACAAGCAGAGGCUUUACUUCAAAACUGUUAAGGACUUUAAAGAGGAGUGUCGGAAGAACGAGAUGCUGCUGUCUAAGCUGAGAGCUAAAGGAGCCUCUUAGCCCUGGUAUGACUGUUGGUAAACUAUUUGUUUUUUGAUGUAAAUGAAAUAUGUAAUCUAUAUGAGCUAAACUGAUCACUGAUUAACUGUACCUGUAUGGAGUUUUUCUUUUAACAUUCCACACUUUGUUUCAUCAUUCUUCUAAUACAGUUGUAAACCAACACUUGUGACUUGCAUCUAAAACCCUGUGAGAAGAGUCGACAUUACAUUUACACUGUGCUCUUCACAUGUGCCAAAUCCAGCUGACAAAAACAGAAAUUGUUCAAGUCAAAAGAAGCGCAUUAGUGUUUCACAUAUUUUGGCAUAACCUUCCUGUGGUGUGAUUACAGCCCCACUAACAACCACAUUGAUCGCAAAUUACCAACCAGUUUCUUAACAUCUGGUCAGUCAGUCAAUUCCUCUCAAAGAAAAGUGUUGAAUUUCAAAAUGAACAAUAUGUAGAAGCCCCGAAACAAACCUAUAAAUCAUGACAAUGUGUGUUUAAUAUCUGACAAAUUUUGCACUUUGGGACUGUACAAACAGGUAGCUUAGACAUCAAAUAUAAUCAUAAUUGGACAUUUACUCUACACAUUUAAAGCUGUACUAGACAGCUGCAAUAGUUGUAAAAAAAAAAUAAAAAAAAUUACAUCAUGUUGAUCAUAAAGUGGUGCUGCAACAGAGAUGCUAAAAGAGAUGACAAAAACAAUUUCAAAGUGCCUGAACAUGUUGUUUGCUGAUGUUAUGUUAUAGGAUUUUUUAUGAACUAGUCCUUAAAUUUCAUUGUAACAUACUGAAGUGUGAAGUUUCCCUGUGCAGCUUUAAAUGUCGCUCUUUGUAUGUAAAGUUCUUUGCCAAUGACGCUGUUCUGAUGUGCCUCUGAAGUUUGAAUUCGCCUCAUGUCUUAGAUUUGCAUCUGUCACCAUCCGAUGACCAUGUACAACCAGUAUUUAAUGAAUAAAAGAAUCUUUCUAUUAACGAUCUAAA
Molecule: messenger RNA, 2957 nt
Organism: Siniperca chuatsi (mandarin fish)
Lineage: Eukaryota; Metazoa; Chordata; Actinopteri; Centrarchiformes; Sinipercidae
Gene: ccdc93
Product: coiled-coil domain containing 93
Exons: 23
Coding region: 61-1995 (644 amino acids)
Biological process (GO): Golgi to plasma membrane transport
Source: RefSeq, a predicted model, not a curated record